CGCAAUCUCUUCCCAACCUCCAACCACUAACGACCACCGCCUGGGAACAACCACCAAAGCGCGCCCAACGAGAAGUCCACGAUACACUCGACACACCUCGCCCAGACCUGCUCGGAGGAGGCACCUCUACAUUCAUCUCACCGUCAUGGCCUAGCGCGUUGCGGCCGUGGAUGAGCUGCGUCAUGCCAGAUAUCUCCCAAGGUAGUCGAGGGAGGACAGGCUAUCCAGCUUCCCCGCGGUUCUUAUUCCCAGAACAAUCUCGCUCUAUACGAAUUCUCAAGCCACAGGGGACAUGGAAACGGGAGCUGAGGAGCAAAGAACUCCCACAGUGGCUGACAGGGCAUUCGCGGAAGAGGAAGGUGGUCGAGCCAGAGCCCCAAUUCAUCCCAGGCCAAGACCUUCUCCAGGAAGGCAAAUAAAAUCAAGAUGAGACAGCAAUUCCUACAUGAAUACAAAGCACCAGCUUGCAAGCGCCGGCGCGCAGUGGUAUACGAGAAUCUUGGCAGAAGGUGCUGUGGUAAAAGGUUAACAAAUAGAUCACUGCCUACCUCCAUCCUCGCUUUUCGACAAGGGACUGCCUCCCCCAAUUCGUCCCAUAGAAGCCUCGGAAGAGCUUCCAACAUACCCUAGCAUGCACCUUGUCAGCACGAGCAAAGGUUGCUUAUUCCAUAUCCUUCCCGUAUCCCCAUUUCAGCUGAAGAGGCCGGAAACAAGGCGGCGACCCGAAAGCAAUGCAGACAUCCAGAUACCCAGC
This is a messenger RNA of Neurospora crassa OR74A, 754 nucleotides long. RefSeq lists its product as hypothetical. The record is from RefSeq and is a predicted model, not a curated record. Lineage: Eukaryota; Fungi; Ascomycota; Sordariomycetes; Sordariales; Sordariaceae. The transcript is spliced from 2 exons. The coding region runs from base 171 to 419 and encodes 82 amino acids.